CAUAUGAUGAAAGCUAUUUGCCUUCUACAUCCUGUAGGAUGGUGAGAACAUCUCAGUGAGGAAAGAAGGAGCAUUCAGUUCUUCCUCAGAAUUGCAGGUGGCUGUGGACAUUGUUCUUUCAAUAGCUGGAAGCCAAACCUUGGGAAAAGACCAGCCUUAUGGAUCCUUUGGAAACUGCCAACACUUUGAUGAGGGAGAGCACCAACCCACAGGAAGGGGAAGGAAGCAAGGAGCAGCACCCAAAAGUGAAAAGGUUCUGUUCAGUAAGAUAUGCCAUGGCCAUCAUGAUACAUCUCUGUAAUUUAGUGGUGUCUGCACAAAAUUUCAGUCUGAGCAUUGCCAUCAUUGCCAUGGUGAAACACCCAGGCCAGUCAAAUCAAUCCAAUGUUUCCACAGAGGGAUAUCCUGGUGCCACUACAGAUACAGGGGUGCCAGUAUAUGAGUGGAGCUCAGAAAUCCAGGGUUUCCUUCUCAGUGCUAUGAUCGGUGGCACACUGAUCACUACAAUGCCAAGUGGAUAUUUCGCUGGAGUUCUUGGAGGAAAGAAACUAUCUGGAUUAUCAUUGCUUAUCUGCUCAGUUCUCAGCAUCUUGAUACCAUUAGCAGCAGAUUAUGGACUGUCUUACUUGUUUCUCAUAAGGAUAGUACAAGGCAUGGCUCAGGGGAUAAUCUUUGGUGCUCUACCUUCAUUUUGGCCAAAAUGGGCUCCACCACUGGAACGUACUCAACUAAGUACUAUUGGUUUUUCUGGUUUAACAAUGGGAAAUUUCAUUAUUAUCCUUGUGGGUGGAUUCCUCUGUGAGUCUCCAGGCUGGCCAAGUAUGUUCUACAUAUCUGGAGGCAUUGGCUGUAUAUACUGUAUUAUCUGGUUUUCUCUGGUUUAUGAUGAUCCCAUGAAUCACCCAUUUAUAAAUGAGAGUGAAAAGGAAUAUAUUAUCUCUUCAGUGACUGGACAGGUUCCAGAUAAAGUGAAGCAACUUACCUCAAGUCACACAGCUAGUAAAGGACUGAGCUGUCUUGAGCCCAAGUCUCCUGACAAUUCUUCUAGUUGGUCUUUGCCCUUCAAAGCUAUGAUCAAGACAUUGGCAUUUUGGGCCAUCAUAGUCCCUAGCUUUUGUCGAUUCUGGUUAAUUAGUAACUUCACAAUAUCAUUGCCAUCGCUGUUAGAUAAUAUGUUUGAAUUAAACAUCAAAAGGACUGGGUUUCUGAGUGCACUGCCUCUAAUUUCUUCAUGGGUCAGUAUGACUCUAGGAAGUUACAUCGCUGAUUUCCUCCUGUCCAAGAAGAUUCUCAGACUCAUCAGAGUUCGGAAACUCUUCACAUUCCUGGGAAUGCUUCUCCCAUCUUUAUUCACUGUAGCUAUCCCAUAUGUCAACUCCAUUACAGCUAUAACCUUUCUGAUACUGGCAAAUUCAUUGAGCCACCUGUGUUACUCUGGAUUCAUGAUUAAUCCCCUAGACAUUGCUCCCAGAUAUGCUAGCUUUAUCAUGGGACUACAAACUGUUUUUAUGUCCAUUUCAGCACUGAUUUCUCCCAUUGUAACUGGAUACUUCAUCAAACAGGAUGCUGCAACAGGCUGGAAGAAUGUUUUCUUUCUCUCAUCUGCUAUUAAUCUGCUAGGAAUGGUUUUCUACCUCAUCUUUGGCCAGGCAGACAUCCAGGACUGGGCCAAAGAUCAUAGACUGACCCGCUUCUGAGUGCCCUUCAAUAAUAAGUUGAAAAUUGGUUCUGCCAAAAACACCCUUAAGGAAUUAGAGUGUCAUCCUUGACCUCUCAAUUCUCAGCCAACUUAUUCCAAUGUCAAACUUGUCUUUUUAGCAUGCACAACAUGUCUUGCAUGUGUUUCCUCUUCUCCAUUCACUUAGGCACCACUCUAGUUCAGGUUCUUAUUGCCUCUUGCUUAGUCCAUUGUAAUAAUCUUUUGCCUCAUCUCUUCUACACUCUAAUGCAUCCUCCACACAACUUACAAAAUGAUUUUGCCAAAGCACAGUUCCUCCCCUCUAAUGAACCAAUUCCACUACCUCCCAGUUGCCUCCUCUGUUUGAAAUGGAAAGCUUUUCUCAGCCUAGCAUUCCUAAUUUUUUGGUCUUCAUCCAUAUUAUCCCCCUCUUCAUGCAUUGCAUUCUAGACCUCCUGGUCUACCUUCUCAUUAUGUUGCACAUAUGACAUUCUCCAUCUCCAGUAUCCAUGACUGCACUCACUGUCCUUCAUACCUGGAAUGUGUUCUCUCUUCACCUCUGCCUCUUGGAAUCUCAGAUUUUCUUCAAGAUUCAGCUCAAGUGCCAUGAAUCUUUUCCUGGUUCCUUCCCUAUCUACUAGGGGGACACCCCUCCAAAAGAUACCAAUAAAGUAAUAAUUUUGUUUUCAGGAAAUUUAAGUUAUUCUGUAUCAUUUAAUAAUGAAUUUUUUUCUGUAAUUGACCUUAUCCUAUAUUGCUGACUCACUUUGAAUAAAUGCUCGAGCCACAAUUCUCCAUGCCUGAGUUAAGCUCAGGAAUGCAGUUUUCUCUCUGAGUCGGUUUAAAGGUAUAUUUCAAAGGCAAUAUUGUUAUCCUUCGGACUGUUAACCCCUAGAACAUCUGCUAGUUGUCAGUAAGGUCCAACCAGCUUAACCUAGUACCAUUCCGAAAAAGAUAUGUCUAUACCUCUACCUGCAUUUAGAGAUUUGAUCUCUUCCAAUGAGAUGGCAAAGCUAGUAGACCUGAUCCCUUAGCAAAAAUCACAAGAGGCAAAUAAGUCCCAUAAAGCAAUCAACAUUCCAUGAUUGUCAGAGAGAGGACUUAAGGCUAACAUGCUUUUCUUACUAUAGCCAAAUGUAAUCUCCCCCAACUCACCUGAUCCCCUCUUUUCCUGUGGGUCAAUAAUGUCUCCCCCUUCUCUUUGGGGUACCUGGCCUUCUUGAGGUAGUGAGCCUGACUCACUUUGUUAACAGUUACACUUAUCACUGUUAAUAAAUUGGUUUUGCUCAGAGUAUGCAAGUCAGUUUUCAA
Molecule: messenger RNA, 2989 nt
Organism: Dromiciops gliroides (monito del monte)
Lineage: Eukaryota; Metazoa; Chordata; Mammalia; Microbiotheria; Microbiotheriidae
Product: probable small intestine urate exporter
Exons: 13
Coding region: 159-1697 (512 amino acids)
Biological process (GO): transmembrane transport; monoatomic anion transport
Molecular function (GO): transmembrane transporter activity
Source: RefSeq, a predicted model, not a curated record